GUCGUCCCCACUUCAAGUGGUCUUCUUCAUGGAGUCUUCCACUUUCCUUUGAGGUUCAAGCUUUCUCAGCUUUUCUUUAGUGCUCUUUCCCCUGAACCACUUCUUUCGCGCCCCUUUCGUCCUUCUGCCCAAUAAAAACUCAAUUUUUAUUAUUUUUGGGAGCAGUUAAGCCGAUGAUUUCACAGACUGCGAUCAAGUUUCAUCAUUCGUUUUUUAAAAUCUCCCUCGAAUGCGACUAGCAAACGAGAUUUUAGGUUGAACAAGAUUUCAGAGAUCCUUUUCUGUUUAUAGGAGUCAGAAAAUCAGGAUGGUGGUUGAGAAGGGAUUCGCUGAACAGGAAAAGGACAGGAAGGAAAGAUGUAUUUUUGUUGGGUUUCGAAUUGAUGGUGAUGGAAGAAAAUUGCUCGGUUGGGCUCUCGCAAAUAUCGCCAAAGAAGGAGAUUGUGUAAUGGCCGUCAAUGUUUCCCCGAAUCAUCCAGAAAUAAGCAGAACUCCAACGCUUACUUUGUUCAGAAUCUUGAACGAGUUCAUGGAAGACCAUGAGGAUCUCUGUACUAGGAAGAAGAUAAUUCUUGGAGGCCGCAUGGCCCGGGGGAGCUCAGUUAAGAGAAUCUUGGUGAAAGAAGCUGAGUUUUGUGCAGCUAAGACAGUUGUUCUUGGAGCAAGCAAGAACUUCUCUUUUGGGUUCUCAGCAUCUGUGGCUAAGUAUUGUGCCAAGAAACUCCCUUCAACUGUUUCUGUAAUUGCAGUUCAUAAAGAGCAAAUAAUCUUCGAAAGGGCGCCAAAUCAACCGAAACCAAUUUCAGGAGUACAAGGGAAGCAAAACCUUCAAAGUUUCUUGCAUCCAAGAAUUGGUAUGGAUACUAAACUCACAGCUCCAACUUCAGCUCGAAUAUUAUCAGAUGAAAGAAAGAAAGUUGCAAAGAAAUCUAUGAAAGAAUCGAAGGAUUACUGCCUUAUUUCUUAUGAUAAGAUGAGAAAAAGUAGCAGAAAUUCAGUUUCAGCUUUGUCAAGAAAGUUGCCUGAACCGAAGCCUGGUUGGCCGCUACUGUGCAAAUCUGUCACAUCCAUUGAAGCUUUGAAGGACAGUGAUGAGAGGAAAAUGUCUGUAGUCCAAUGGGUGAUGAACCUGCCAGAUAGGUCUUUCUCUUCUAUAAAACCACAGGUUAAUCUGAUUAAGGAGUUGGAGAUAAUUGUGGCACUAAAUUCUUCAACUUUCAAAUUUUUAAAGUACGAGGAACUGCAAUAUUCUACUAAUUACUUCUCAACAGAAAAUUUGAUAGGCAAAGGAGGAAAUAGCAAAGUUUAUAUUGGUUGUCUUCCAAAUGGUCAUCAAGUGGCUAUUAAAGUAUCAAAAUUUUCUGAAAAAUCAUCAAGAGAUUUUCUUCUUGAGGUAGAUAUCAUCACAAGGCUUCAGCAUAAGCACGUCAUGUCGUUAAUCGGUAUCUGUGUUGAAGACAGCAAUCCUAUCUCUGUUUACUCUUUCUUCUCAAGAGGAAGUCUUGAAGAGAACCUCCAUGGUAAACGAGCCAAGACUCCACUAGAUUGGGAUAUGAGGUUUAAGGUGGCAGUUGGAGUUGCUGAAGCUUUAAACUAUCUGCAUAAUGGCUGCCCAAGGCCUGUGAUUCAUAGAGAUGUCAAGUCUUCCAACAUUCUUCUUUCUGAUGAAUGUGAACCAGUGUUAUCUGAUUUUGGUUUGGCCAUAUGGGGACCCACUUCUUCACCAUACCUAACUCAUGGUGAUGUGGUUGGAACUUUUGGAUAUAUAGCUCCUGAAUACUUUAUGUAUGGAAAGGUCAGCAUCAAGAUUGAUGUUUAUGCCUUUGGUGUAGUUCUACUUGAACUCCUAACAGGUAGAAAGCCAAUCAAUGAUGAAAGCCCAAAGGGGUUGGAGAGUUUGGUCAUUUGGGCCACGCCAAUAUUAGAGAGAGGAGAUUUUAUGGAGCUAUUAGAUCCCAAUCUUGAUGGAAAAUAUGAGGAGAACCAGAUGAAAAGAAUGAUUUUCGCUGCGUCGCUCUGUAUCAGAAGAUCGGCUCGUUGCCGUCCUCAGAUGAAUCAGAUAUUGGAGAUUCUUGAAGGGGAACAAGAGAUUGAGCCAUGGAUGGGCUCAAAUGUUAGCAAUCUCACUGAGCAAGAUUGCCAUGAUGAAGAAGCCUAUCCUUCAUCAAGCAUGGAAUCACAUCUUGACCUUGCAUUGCUUGAUGCAGAUGAUGAUGCUUCAGUGAUUAGCUUUGAACAGAACCAUUUAAACUCUUUGGAUGAAUAUCUUCAAGACAGAUGGAGCCAUUCUUCAAGCUUUGACUAGCUUCUUUUGUCAAGUGUUGGGGGGCUAGAUUUUUCAUAAUUGUGUGGCAUUUUGAAGUUUUUUUCUUACUUGAAUUUGUACAGUGCAGAAUAGUAUCUCUUUGAGCUGGAUGGCCAAGAGCAACCAUAGGUUAGAAGAGGUAUUGAGAAUAAUACAAGCUUGAAUAAAAAUAAUAUUCUUUUUUUUUU
Dendrobium catenatum is the source of this 2493-nucleotide messenger RNA. Its product is annotated as probable serine/threonine-protein kinase PBL23. NCBI's taxonomy places the organism in Eukaryota, Viridiplantae, Streptophyta, Magnoliopsida, Asparagales, Orchidaceae. The coding region runs from base 308 to 2305 and encodes 665 amino acids. The transcript has 13 exons. Gene Ontology annotation, molecular function: protein kinase activity; ATP binding. Gene Ontology annotation, biological process: protein phosphorylation. The record is from RefSeq and is a predicted model, not a curated record.